AGAUUUUAUAACUUAAGAGUAACAUAUUGUGAUUGAUUUUAUUGAAAUGAUUUCUGAGUCUUAAUCUAUAUGUUUUCCUAGGGAUAUAAUAUGGGUGAAUGCUCAAGAAAAGACUUUAUAAGUGAUCUGCCUCACGGCAUUCUGGAUUGUAUCCUAACUAAACUCCCAAUAAGAGAUGCUAUAAGAACCUGCGUUUUGUCUACCAAGUGGAGGUACCAAUGGGCUACCAUGACACAGCUCGUCAUUGAUGAAAAUUGUGUGCGUAAAUCUCAGAUUAAGAGAAAAUUCUUUAACUUUAUGCUGCGAUGUCUUUUUAUGCAUAAUGGUCCUAUUUUAAAGUUCAGCGUAUCUUUUAAAUACUUGGAUGAGUGUCCCGACAUGGAUCAAUGCCUACGUUUCCUGUCGAGGAAAAACAUAAAAGAGUUAGUUCUUGAUAAAGUAUCACCGGAACCAACGUUAGCUACACCUGCUGUGUUUUCUUGUCAGCAACUGAUUAGCUUGACAAUCAAAUCAUUUGGGAUGAAACUUCCUCGAACAUUUCAAGGAUUUCCAUGUUUGAAGUACCUUCACCUUGAAUAUAACAUUCUUACUGGAGAGGUUGUUGAGAACCUUAUUGCUGGUUGCCCUCUUCUUGAGAAGUUUGAAUUUGUAAAUUUUGAAUGUGGAGAAUUUACAGUCCGUGCCCCAAAUCUGAAGCAUCUUUUUCUGGAUGUAAAUUUUACACACAUUUAUCUUGAGCACGCUCCACUUCUGGCUGCUAUAACCAUAGAAAUCGAUACAGAGUUUGCAGAGGGUAAACCCCUUAUAACGGUUCCAGUUACAUAUCAUUGUCUAAAGUUUAUUCAACUAAAUGGCGUACUCUUUCAAGAGAAAAAUGAAGUGGUGUAUGUUCACCACUUACUUUUGCAGACCCCUAAUGUACAAGAACUUCGAAUCUCAGCUGUAGCAAUCGAAGACGCUUUCUUCGAAGAAGCUGAUAUGGACUUCUGGGAGAAAGAAAUUGCUGCUGAUUUCUUAUUCAAGCACCUUAAAAUAGUAAAGAUGUCAUGUGUGUCGAGCGAAAAAGACAUGCAAUUCAUCAAAUUUGUGUUGCGAUGUUCUCCGGUUCUGGAGUUGAUGAGUGUGUCAUAUUACAUUGAAGACGGAACCAAUAUGAAUAUCGAAAAUGCAGUGCUGCACUUUCCACGAGCUUCUCCAGGAGUGGAUAUAAAAUUCUCGGUCAUGCCUAUCCCUCCAAUUGUUUUUUAAUCUGCUUAUUUGGGCAGCUUUCAGAUGUAAUUGUACAAGAAAUCUGUACCUUAAAUUAAUCAGCUAUUGCA
Molecule: messenger RNA, 1319 nt
Organism: Daucus carota subsp. sativus
Lineage: Eukaryota; Viridiplantae; Streptophyta; Magnoliopsida; Apiales; Apiaceae
Product: F-box/FBD/LRR-repeat protein At1g13570-like
Exons: 3
Coding region: 91-1248 (385 amino acids)
Molecular function (GO): protein binding
Source: RefSeq, a predicted model, not a curated record